AUGCCUCCACGUCGACAAUUGACAAUUGAAGAGAGAGACAGGGCCAUAGGCUGGUUGAAUGAGGGUGUUUCCUUGCGAGAAGCUGCAAGAAAGCUAAAUGUGACCCCAUCUGUUAUUCACAGACUAUCCCAGUGCUUCAGAGAAACCCAUAUAGUACAUGAUGGCAGACCCAGGUCAGGUUGUCCACGUGUCACAACUCCUGCUGAGGACCGUAACCUCCUCAUCUCAGCCCUUCGUAACCGAACCGUAACUGCCAAUUCCCUACGUAGGACCCUCAGAGCAGCAACUCAUACCGAUGCGAGUGAUCAGACUGUGCGGAACCUUCUGAGGGCCAGAAAUGUCAGGCCUAGGCGCCAGGCUAGUCCUUCUCCCAUACCACAUAACUGCUCGUUGAGACUGGGCUGGACAGCACAUUCGUUGGACACGUCGACAGUGGUCUUCUGUCGUCUUCACAGAUGA
This is a messenger RNA of Saccoglossus kowalevskii, 459 nucleotides long. RefSeq lists its product as uncharacterized. The record is from RefSeq and is a predicted model, not a curated record. NCBI's taxonomy places the organism in Eukaryota, Metazoa, Hemichordata, Enteropneusta, Harrimaniidae.